Prorocentrum cordatum is the source of this 654-nucleotide messenger RNA. The record is from the annotation of a GenBank genome assembly. NCBI's taxonomy places the organism in Eukaryota, Dinophyceae, Prorocentrales, Prorocentraceae.
CAGCAACAUCCUGAAGCGCUGCGCCGUCAUCCAGCGCGCCUCUGAGGAGGUGCGUGGCAGUGCGCAGUUCCGCGACCUGCUCCACAUAAUCAUGAAGGUCGGCAACUUCAUCAACCACGGCGAGGCCACGGUGUCCAAGGAGGGUGUCGUGCGCAGCUUCGCCCUCGAGUCCCUGCAGACGCUGUCCUCCUUCAAAGCAGGCAAGAUAUCCGCGCUGCACUUCCUGUGCUUCACCCUGAGGUGUUCGGACGAGAGCUUCCUGCGGUCGCUGAAGCAGAGCCUGAGGCAUAUUCGGGAAGCUUCCUUCGAGAGGUUGUCGGCUCUGAAGUCGGAGGCCACUGUGAUCGGAAAGCAUGUGCAGGAGUAUGCAGGAUGUUACACAUAUUUUUCUGGGGGCGCGCGGCUUGGCGGACAGCGGACCAAGUGAAUUGGCCGACAACGAGUUUGAAGCCGAGGGAAGGAUCCUCCAACGAACCCUUCACACACUUGGAUUUUGUAUUCACGCGUGCACGCAUUUCCAUGCCGACUUGAGCUUGCAUUGCGAAUUACAGUUCGAUGUGACGUUUGAGGUGCGUGCUGGCAUGCAUCAUGAUUUGAAUCCCGAUGUGCAUGUUCGAUGUACACCUCGAUAUUGAAGAUGAUGGACAAAAUGGC